Astrephomene gubernaculifera is the source of this 1907-nucleotide messenger RNA. Lineage: Eukaryota; Viridiplantae; Chlorophyta; Chlorophyceae; Chlamydomonadales; Astrephomenaceae. The record is from the annotation of a GenBank genome assembly.
GACUCCUUUCCCACACGUUGAGUCUUUUCGCGGCCAACCUUGACAAAAUGCUUAAGCAGGCUGGUAGCUCCCUUAUUCAGGCCGCCUCUGCGGCGGCCUUGCCCAAGUCCGCCCGUUUGAUGGCGGGGUAUGCGACCGGGACUUUCGAAGCAACACUUUUCCCUGGCGAUGGCAUUGGCCCCGAGAUUGCAGCAGCGACUAAGGAAAUCUUCCAGGCUGCGGGCGUUCCUGUCGUUUGGGAUGAGCAGGUUAUUGGGAAGACGCCCGACCCCCGCACAAACUCGAUGGUCACUCGGGAGAACCUGGACUCCGUGCUGAAGCACAAGAUUGGCCUCAAGGGGCCCAUGACCACGCCCAUUGGCAAGGGUUUCCGGUCUCUCAACCUAACGCUCCGCAAGGAGCUGGACCUGUACGCCAACGUGCGCCCUUGCUUCAACAUCCCUGGCUAUAAGACCCGGUAUGACAACAUCAACCUGGUCACUGUGCGCGAGAACACUGAGGGCGAGUACUCGGGUCUCGAGCACGAGGUUGUUCCCGGUGUCGUGGAGUCUCUGAAGGUUAUUACGCGCAAGGCGAGCUCUCGGAUUGCUGAGUUCGCGUUCGCGUAUGCCCGCGAGAACGGCCGGCAUAAGGUGUCGGCCGUGCACAAGGCCAACAUCAUGAAGAAGGCCGAUGGCCUCUUCCUUGAGUGCUGCCGUGAGGUUGCCACCAAGUACUCGGACAUCAAGUACGAGGAGGUCAUCGUGGACAACGCCUGCAUGCAGCUCGUGAGCAACCCCACGCAGUUCGACGUGCUGGUUAUGCCCAACCUGUACGGCGACAUUAUCUCGGACCUGUGCGCUGGCCUGGUUGGUGGCCUCGGCCUCACCCCCUCCAUGAACAUUGGCGUGAACGGCCUGGCCCUGGCUGAGGCUGUGCACGGCACUGCCCCCGAUAUUGCCGGCAAGGAUAAGGCCAACCCCACUGCGCUGCUGCUGUCCAGCUGCAUGAUGCUGCGGCACAUUGGGCGGAAGGACCAGGCGGAGAACAUCCAGAACGCCGUCAUCUCGGUCAUUGCCGAGGGCAAGUGGCGCACGGCGGACCUGGGCGGCCGGGCCACCACCACCGACUUCAAGAAGGCCGUGAUUGACAAGCUGCACUAAACCAGCUGCUGGAGUGAAACGACUUGCCUCCUGUAUGCCUAGUGAUUGCGGUUCCCUGUUGCCCACACUCUGUCGCGAUGGCUUCGUGGUGAGCAAGCGUGCGAUUGGAAGAGGCAUGGGUCAAGAGUCAUGGGUGCUCGCUCCGCACGUCCCGCCGCGCCUUUGCCGCUUUGUUGUGGCUUGCGCUUUGACAAGUUACAGGGGCUGCGCUGCUGGAGGAAAGCGAUGGUGUACCGAGAAAGUCGCUAUGUGUAGAGGGUCUGCAACAUUUGAGGGGCCCUGAAUGGUCGUCUGUACUUGCGUAAUACCCGGCGUGUGCCGCGGUAGGCUGGACAAGGUUCAGUCCUUGUGCUGGAGCUUAUCACGACGUGAUGUGUGGGGCGCCGUUGGCGCAGCUGACUGCUGGUAUGUGUAUGACCGAAUCGACAACUACGUGUGCCCCGGGGGAGCCCUGCCAUGCGUCCAUGUGCGGGGAGGAGUCCUGACGUACGUUUCACGUGCUACGCAGUGCAUUCCCAGGCGCAUGUCUGUCUGCGGGUGUGGCCUCAGGGUCGGAGCGAACUUAAUGAGCGAAGUAUGUACCAAGAGAUGAGUGGCGUGGUGUGUAUGUGUGGUUGUUUGUACUAAGCAUGACACUGCUGGGAGAAGGGUCUGACGGCGUCCGAUUACCUUUACUAACGCCCCGCAUUAAGCACGAUCCGUCAUAGGGCGUUGCUUGAAAUUGCCGAACGUAAUGCCUGUCGGUGAACCGUUUGGUUGGUAAAG